Molecule: messenger RNA, 573 nt
Organism: Colletotrichum tamarilloi
Lineage: Eukaryota; Fungi; Ascomycota; Sordariomycetes; Glomerellales; Glomerellaceae
Exons: 1
Coding region: 1-573 (190 amino acids)
Molecular function (GO): oxidoreductase activity, acting on the CH-OH group of donors, NAD or NADP as acceptor
Source: RefSeq, a predicted model, not a curated record
AUGGCGUCUCCUGAGGCUCCCUCUCUUAUUUUGAAAGCGGCUCUUCGAGAAUUUCAAACCGACAAGGUCGAUAUUCUGGUGAACAACGCGGGCGUCGGAGGAAACGCACCACUCGAAGAAGUCACAAUUGAAGACUAUGAUCGUCUGAUGGCAGUCAAUGUCAGAGCAGUCAUCUUUAUGACUCAAAGCGUCUUACCUCACAUCAACCGCGGCGGUCGUAUUGUCAACUUGUCUUCGAUAUCUGCCCGCGGUGGCUACCCGACUCAAUCCGUUUAUGCCGCAUCCAAAGCUGCUGUCGAAGGUCUGACACGGGUCUGGGCCACAGAGCUGGGCCACAAAUACGGGGUAACUGUGAAUUCAGUCAACCCUGGCCCUGUCGAUACUGAUAUGUACCGUGCUGCCGGAUCUGUGCAUCUUGCGAGGAUGGAAGAACAGAAUAAGAAGGUUCCUGCCGAGCCCAGAUGUGGAACGGAGGAGGAUGUGGCAGAUAUCAUUGUGUUCUUGUGCGAAGAAAGAUCGCGCUGGGUGACCGGGGACACGAUCUGUGCGAAUGGAGGUAUGGUAUACACAUAG